Molecule: messenger RNA, 1518 nt
Organism: Hymenoscyphus albidus
Lineage: Eukaryota; Fungi; Ascomycota; Leotiomycetes; Helotiales; Helotiaceae
Source: the annotation of a GenBank genome assembly
AUGUCAGCGGAAACUCCCAAAUCUCAUAUAGGUGAUGUUGACCAAGGCUUGAGAACGACAUUGGAUGAGCUUCUUGCCGGUUUCGCGGAGAUCACACUCCAAGAUGAUCCUCGUGACAAGCAGAUGUCGCAUGGUGAUAAGAUCCUCAAGGCGUAUCUGUUCAAGAAUGAACCUCACUUUGUCAAUGUCAUGAAGUAUAGAGAUCGGGUAAGUAUUCUACCAUCUCACCACCUUCGCAAUCACAUCCGCUAAUAUGAACUGCAGGGCUGGGUCCAAAACAAAGAGAAGGGAGAUGCGUUUUUCAAGGCUCAACGUGAGAAGGCUGAUAACACCGACAAAGUGGGCGAGAAGAGAUUCUUCGUCAUGAUGCAGCAGAUCUUGGAUGAGAUGCAGGGUCAGACUGGGUUUCUCAAUCUCCCCGUGCGAGGUGAGGAAUUGCAUGUUUUUGAUAUUUGCAUGGCGCCCGGUGGAUACACGGCUGCUGUUCUCAAAUAUUAUCCCACUGCGAAGGCUUUUGGCGUCACUUUGCCGGAACAGGAUGGUGGUCAUGCGGUUCUGAUUCCGAGUGAGGCGCUUGCUGGGCUCAAGUAUAUGGAUGUUACGAUGUUGAUCAAUGAAUUUGGUGAUGGGGGAUCGGUUCCGAAGACGCAUCCGGAUUACAAGAAGUUCAUCAUUACGAGGCCAUUCAGUUACUACAAGUUCGAUCUGGUAUUUUGUGAUGGGAUGGUUUUGAGAACGCAGGAACGCGCGACCUAUCGGGAGAAGAGCGAGGUUGUGCGUCUCAUUCAUUCGCAGUUGAUUUUGGCGAUUCAGAGAAUUGCACCAGGGGGUACGCUUGUUAUGCUUUUGCAUAAGAUCGAUUGUUUCAGCUCGGCUUUUAUACUUUAUACUUUGAGUACUUUUGCCAAAGUUGAGGUUUUUAAGCCACUUAAGAAGCACAAUACUCGUUCGUCUUUCUACAUGAUUGCCAAGGAUGUUCAACCAGAGUCUGAAGCUGCAAAGGCGGCAGUAAAGAAGUGGAAAAAUAGAUGGUGGAAGGCAACAUUUGGAGAUGGGAAAGAUGAGGAUGAACCAAUCCACCCAAAAACUGAGACGGACGAGAGUAAAUUGUUCGAGAUGAUCCAGGAGUUUGGACCCUCUCUGAUGGAAUUAGGUCGACCAAUCUGGGACGUUCAAGCUGAGGCUUUGAAGAGAACUGAGUAUGCUGGUGAUGGCUCCGGACCGCUUUCUCCAAGCACCGAUAUGCCAAGAUCGAUUUCAAUUCCAGCUCGACCACCGCUGUCGCCCUCAAGCAUUGCACCUAUGUCACCGAGUUCAACCUGGCCGAUGAGUCCUAUGACUCCAACUACUCCAUUUACUCCAAUGAUGCCCCUCUCCAAGACCGCAUCGUGGGGAAAAGGUACGAACGUUGAUGAGAAUGUCUCUCCUCGUAGUCCUCGAAGUCCUGGUUUUGGUCGUGGUUUCCAACGAUUCUCUGCGGGAAGCUAUGAGGGAGCGCGCUGGGGACCGGAUAAGUGA